Molecule: messenger RNA, 2073 nt
Organism: Rhodotorula toruloides NP11
Lineage: Eukaryota; Fungi; Basidiomycota; Microbotryomycetes; Sporidiobolales; Sporidiobolaceae
Product: glycoside hydrolase family 15 protein
Exons: 11
Coding region: 1-2073 (690 amino acids)
Biological process (GO): carbohydrate metabolic process
Molecular function (GO): hydrolase activity, hydrolyzing O-glycosyl compounds
Source: RefSeq, a predicted model, not a curated record
AUGGUAGUCAAGCCGAACCGCAGCGGCGGCGCCGCUUACCCUUCCGGCUACACGGAUGCGGGAGACCACGCCCUCAUUGGCAAUAUGCGUACCUGCGCUUUGGUGUCGAUCUCGGGAACCAUCGCCCAGCUUUGCCUCCCGCACUUCGACUCUCCCUCCGUCUUCGCUCGUAUCCUCGACAAGAACAAGGGAGGUCACUUCAGCAUCCGAACGAAUAUUCCGACGCAGUCCAAGCAGCAGUACGUCCCGAGCACGAACGUCGUGAACACCAAGUUCUUGUCGGAGGAGGGAGUCGGCCAAAUCGACGACUACAUGCCCCUUCCCGCGUCCAAAUCCGACCCGACCUUCCUGCCGUGGCUCAUCCGUCACGUCACGACUAUUCGCGGAACUCUCACCUUCACGGUCGAGUGCUCACCCGCUUUCGACUACGCUCGCGCUUCGCACGACACGAAGAUCGACAACAAGGCACAGCGCGCCGAGUUCAUCUGCCCCCAGCACCUCAACCUCGACUUGCGAUGGGUCAUCAGCGAGGGCGACCACCCGAAGGAUGGCGUCGAGCCGCCUAAGGUUGAGCUCGACUACCUUGACCUGAGUGAGCGCGGUCACAAAGGCCUCGGCGUCAUCGCCCAAUUCACGCUGCACGAGGGACAGAGCGUGACAUUCGUUCUCCGUGAACCGCCGAAGCAGGAGACGAGCGAAACUUCCGGCGAGGGGAGCACGAGGGCCAACAUCCCCGACUUUACGAAGAGCCACCACGGUGACACGCAGGCCAAGUCCUCCUACGACCCGCCUCUCUCGCAGGGGCUCAUCGAUCGCCUCUACCAUGACACCGUCGCGUACUGGCUCGGCUGGCUGCAGAAGUGUACCUACAAGGGUCGUUGGCGGGAGAACGUCCAGCGGGCCGCUCUGGCCCUCAAGCUCUUGACCUUCGCGCCGACCGGUGCCAUUGUCGCCGCGGCGACGUUCUCCCUACCGGAAGACUUGCAUGACGCAGGGAGGAACUGGGACUACCGUUAUGCCUGGAUUCGCGACGCCUCGUUCACCGUCUACGCCCUUCUGCGACUCGGCUUCACCGAGGAGGCGGACCAAUAUGUCGACUGGCUCAGUGGGCUGAUGAAGACGAAGAACAAGGAUGGCAGCCUGCAGAUCAUGUACACCAUCCACGGCACGAAGGAGAUCCCCGAGAUCACUCUCGACCACCUCGACGGCCACAAGGGCCAGAAGCCCGUCCGAAUCGGCAAUGGCGCCGCCGAUCACAUCCAGCUCGAUAUCUACGGCGAGCUUCUCGAUGCUGUCUAUCUCGCGCAGAAGAUGGGCCGACCCCUCGCCUACGACGACUGGCUGCAGGUCCGCGAAAUCGUCGACUACGUCUGCGAGAUCUGGCGCAACCCCGACUUGUCCAUCUGGGAGGUUCGCGGACAGAUGCAGCACUUCCUCUACUCCAAGGUGAUGUGCUGGGUCGCCCUCGACCGCGGUCUCCGUCUCGCCGACAAACGCUCGCUGCCCUGCCCGAACCGCAACAAAUGGCUUGCGAACCGCGACGAGCUGUACGAGCAGAUCAUGGAUCAGGGUUACAACAAGGAGAAGGGUUUCUUCUCGCAGUCUUACGAGAACAAGGACGUCCUCGACGCCGCCGUCCUCAUCAUGCCCCUCGUCUUCUUCAUGACCGCCAACGACCCGCGCUUCCAGAACACGCUGAACGCCAUCCUCAAGCCAAAGGACCGUGGCGGUUUGACCGAGAACAACCUCGUCUACCGGUAUGACACCGAGAAGGUCGACGACGGAACCGGCGGCGGUGAGGAGGGAAGCUUCUCGAUGGUGACGCUGUGGCUUGUCGAGGCACUCGCGCGUGCCGGACAGUUCGAGCCGUCGCAGCUGUCUAAGGCCGUUACGAUCCUCGAGGACUUCCUCGGCUACACUAACCACGUCGGAUUGCUUUCGGAGGAGAUCUCGAAGGGCGGAGAAGCUCUCGGCAACAUGGCGCAGGCGUUCUCCUUCGUCUCGCUUAUCUCGACGUGCUACAACGUCGACCGCGCCACACAGUCCAAGAACUUCCCUUUGGUCGACGCCUGA